GUGUGUGCGUGUGCGCGUCUGUGUAUGUGUGUGCGACCUUGUUUACUGAGAACGAGCCGGACCUGUAUGCGUGCGUGCCCACUAAACGCUUAGUAUAAAAGUGACGCGCACAUAGCGACGAUAACAACGCAGACGUUGAUUUCUUUUGCAAAAUUUCUUCUUUGCAUCGACCAACAUGUUACACGGAGCGACAGUUCUGCUGCUUUGUCUUUGCCUCGCACCCACGGGUGCCGGCCUAUACCCAUCUCGGAGGUUUUUAUUAGAUUGGAAUUCACUGGGGAGGCUGCAUCAGAACCGUCAGGCCGACGAUGCGGUCAGCAACACGGCGACGGCGCUGAAGAACAAUUUUCUGAGCUCGUUUUCGCGGAGAGCGCCAGCGGCCGGAGGCAUAGCGACGUUCGCGGCCGCCAGAGGCAUAGCGACGUUCGCGGCCGCCGGAGGAGCGACGAGCAGCCCCAGCCCCGUAGACGUUGUGCUGCUGCUGGAUAGCAGCGGCAGCGUCGGGUCUGCUAGCUUUACUACCGCUAAGACCGUUCUGAAGGACAUUUGCGAGUUUUUUGACAAGGAGAAUGGCAUCUCGUCACCCGGGAUUCGCGUAGGUGGCGUCGUGUUCUCGGAAACCGGAAAGACGGCGACGAAAUUCAACUAUCUGCAAGACCACACGCAGAACACACUCGCCAAUGUUCAAGCGCAGAUUCUGAAGAUACCAUUCGACAAUGGUGGCGCCACCGCCACGAGAAUUGGUCUCCAGCUAUCCUACGAUAUGAUCAAGGCAUACGGUCGGGCCGGUGCGAAGAAAUCCGUUUUCGUGUUGACCGACGGUCAGUCAAAUGAAGGCGGCAAUCCGUGCCCAAAAGCGGCAGAUAUGAAAAAAGAUGGCAUCAUGAUCUACGUGUGGUCGGUUGGAAGUAACCUUGGGACGAGCGCGAAGGCCGAGUUGAACUGCAUUGCAACCGACCCCUCACACAUAUUCGAAAUCAACAGCUUCAGCAGUGCUGCAGAAGUCAUCAGAAAUCUCCGUAACCGAUUUUACACGACCUAAACAGCCGAACAGUAUUUCACACCGUCGACGUUACACCGUUGAAACCCCAAGUCGAAUUCGUUGCUAAUAAUAAAGUAUCGUCGUAAUAAUAAUACCAAUAAUAAUUAUAUAUAUUAAUGUUAUUAUCAUUAUGUCUUAAAGUGGCAUGUGACUGUAAUGAAUACCGUAUAUAACUCAUCGCGUGUAUGUUUGAGUGUGUUUGGCAGUAAUAUAUUAUCUCCCCGACAACUUGUUUAUCAUAUUGCAUAUAAUACGCUAGACCAAUCGAAUACGAAUGUUCCUUCGUGCUGGGGGUUAUCAUAACGAAUGAAUGAAUAAAUUAAAUGAACGAAUAAAUAAAUAAAUAAAUGUUCCUUUUAUAAUCGUUA
This is a messenger RNA of Priapulus caudatus, 1410 nucleotides long. Its product is annotated as complement factor B-like. The coding region runs from base 176 to 1042 and encodes 288 amino acids. The record is from RefSeq and is a predicted model, not a curated record. The transcript is spliced from 5 exons. NCBI's taxonomy places the organism in Eukaryota, Metazoa, Priapulida, Priapulimorpha, Priapulimorphida, Priapulidae.